CGCUUUCUCUGCUUUCCCUCCCUACUUCUUGUUAUCAGCUGUUUCCUACCAUCACCAGUCCAUGCAUUAUGGUGGAUGUUGCUCCUCUGCCCUCUCGACGCAAAUUAGUCGGGCAACCUCUCCUUUACGCUAUUUCUGUAUUCGCUAGUUUGGGUGUUUUCCUGUUCGGAUAUGACCAGGGCGUCAUGUCAGGUAUCAUCACCGGUCCCUAUUUCAAACAGUUUUUCAACAAUCCCGGUCCCAUUGAAAUUGGUACCAUGGUCGCAGUUCUCGAGCUUGGGGCACUUGCCACGUCGAUUGCUGCUGGUCGUGUCGGCGACAUAAUUGGCCGGAAGGGGACCCUCUUCACUGGAGCUAUCGUUUUCACCAUUGGUGGCGCUAUUCAGACAUUUACCACAGGUUACUACAUCAUGAUCGUUGGUCGAGUGGUAAGCGGCUGUGGAGUUGGGCUCUUGUCGACGAUCGUUCCUAUAUAUCAAAGCGAAAUUUCUCCACCUGAUCAUAGAGGCGCGCUUGCGUGCAUGGAAUUCACCUGCAAUGUUUUCGGCUAUGCAACCUCUGUUUGGGUGGAUUAUUUUUCUUCAUUCAUCGAAUCAGAUCUUUCUUGGCGCAUUCCCCUUUUCCUGCAAUGCGUCAUCGGAAGCAUCCUCGCUGCGGGAAGCCUGGUUAUUCCUGAGAGCCCUCGAUGGUUGAUUGAUACUGACCGAGAUGUUGCCGGAAUGAGUAUUAUCGUGGAUCUGCAUGGAGGAGAUCCUGAUAACAUCCUCGCUCAAGCGGAAUUCCAAGAAAUCAAGGACAAAGUCAUUUAUGAGCGUGAACUUGGGGAAGGACGCUCGUACGCUGUGAUGUGGAAGAAGUAUAAACGACGCGUGUUGCUUGCCAUGUCUUCCCAAGCAUUUGCUCAACUGAAUGGAAUCAACGUGAUUGGAUACUACGCUCCAUCUGUUUUUGAAGAGGCCGGGUGGCUUGGCCGUGAUGCUGUGUUAAUGACGGGUAUCAAUGCGAUCAUUUACACCUUGAGCACCUUACCCCCCUGGUACCUCGUAGACCGUUGGGGUCGUCGCGUUAUUCUACUUUCUGGUGCCGUUAUCAUGGGCAUUGCCUUGGGCUUGACUGGCUGGUGGAUGUAUGUUGACAUACCAGCUACACCCAAUGCUGUGGUAAUUUGUGUUAUCGUCUACAAUGCUGCAUUUGGCUAUAGUUGGGGUCCCAUUCCAUGGCUCUAUCCUCCCGAGAUCAUGCCCCUCACAUUCCGCUCCAAAGGUGUAUCGAUAUCAACUGCAACCAAUUGGGCAUUCAAUUUCAUCGUCGGAGAGACAACUCCAUACCUCCAAGAAGCCAUUACAUGGAGAUUAUACCCUAUGCAUGGGUUCUAUUGCGCAUGCAGUUUCAUUCUCGUUUAUUUCUUAUAUCCCGAGACUAAAGGUGUUCCUCUCGAAGAAAUGGAUGCCGUGUUCGGUGAAGAGGAGAGGCUGGAUUAUGAAUCCGAGCGGGCAUCUCUGAUGUCUAAUGCCCGCAGCCCUUCGGUACGUUCUGGCUCCCGAGUCACAGAACGUGGAUGGGUUAGCCGGCUACUCUAUCGUAACGACAGGAGCACAUACCAGCCCAUCGGUGAGGGCGAUGAAUAGGAACUCGCGAGGAUUGAAGGUGACCACGUGAAGGCGCACAAAGAAGAUACGAGGGAGCAGCUCCCGCCCUCCUCUUCUUCACCCACGUCUCCUGUUACUGCUACGGUUGAUAAUUGAAGUGCUGUUUAAUUGCGAGACAGUAUGCCAGUGUCGCAUGCGGCAACGUUACUUCUCUGGCAUGUUCUUUCAUUUACCACCAGCAGUUGUGCCUUUCAAUCCUCACGAUACACUACGUACUGGCCCACAAUUACGACUUCACUUCGUUGACACCAUUCAUGUAUCUUACUGGUCAUUACUGUACUUCCAACCACAAUAUGAUGCGUUAUAUAUA
Messenger RNA from Suillus discolor, 1959 nucleotides. RefSeq names its product general substrate transporter. Gene Ontology annotation, biological process: transmembrane transport; carbohydrate transport. Gene Ontology annotation, molecular function: carbohydrate:proton symporter activity. The transcript has 20 exons. The record is from RefSeq and is a predicted model, not a curated record. NCBI's taxonomy places the organism in Eukaryota, Fungi, Basidiomycota, Agaricomycetes, Boletales, Suillaceae. The coding region runs from base 69 to 1628 and encodes 519 amino acids. Gene Ontology annotation, cellular component: membrane.